GCCGAUGAUCGCCACCCUGCCAUUACGACCCUCGGUGAACAACGGGACCAUCGUACCAAAGAAAAGUGGUGGCACUCUGCCAUCCCCAUCUGGUUCUGGAUCCAGAAAGGACACCAGCGCGCCAUCCAGCAGAAGUUUGUCUCCUUUGUCUCUGCCAACCAGAAUUCUGUCUCCACUGCUCAGCACGGUGAGGAGAGCCAACUCCAACGAACACGUGGGUUCUCUCACACGGAAAGAUUCGGGUGACUCCAAGGGCAACAGAACUCGCGCGGGGUCCACGGGAAGUAAUUCCAGCGGCAAAAGAAGUGACAGCAAGCAGAGGGACCCAGUGUUCAAUGCAGGUAAGAGCUGUAGCCACGUGACGCUGACGAGUCACAUGUCAAUGGAAUUUUUAAUGAAGCAAAACGUCUUAUUAUUGGGGAAUUCCUUCCUCCGUCAUCCAUUGUCUUUCACAUUACCGAGCACACUUCAUUCAUCACUUCAUUUUCAUUCCUGACACACAUUGUUUCAAUGAAACAUUCUGAGGUGAACAGUUUUAGACCGCUUGCAUUUUAAAGCCCCUUUAGCUAUUCUCUAUGCUGUAAUAACCU
Messenger RNA from Nerophis ophidion (straightnose pipefish), 590 nucleotides. Its product is annotated as echinoderm microtubule-associated protein-like 1. NCBI's taxonomy places the organism in Eukaryota, Metazoa, Chordata, Actinopteri, Syngnathiformes, Syngnathidae. The transcript is spliced from 4 exons. The record is from RefSeq and is a predicted model, not a curated record. The coding region runs from base 5 to 496 and encodes 163 amino acids.